CUUGAGUGCAUAUUCUGUCAUUAUUGAGAAUCAUGCAUUGAAUAAACCAUAUGUUACACUAACUUGACCAAAUAUAUAUAGUGUAAGGGCAGCCAAGGUUGGCUUGCAUACUACAGAAAAUAUAUGGAGAGCCAAAGCCAACUUGAAGUUUCAAAUUCUGAGCAGGGAACCACCUUCAUCAAAACUUGUUUCAAUGGUAUCAACACUUUGACAGGUAUUGGAAUACUCUCAAUACCAUAUGCAGUUUCUCAAGGAGGGUGGUUGAGUUUCAUUCUGCUAAUUGUUUUUGCAAUGAUGUUUUGGUACACGGGGUUACUUCUACAGAGGUGUAUGAACAAGCAUCCACUAAUCAAAUCUUACCCUGACAUAGGUGAGGUUGCAUUUGGGCUAAGAGGAAGAGCUAUGAUCUCUACAUUCAUAUACAUAGAAUUGUUUUUAGUGGCCGUUGAGCUUCUGAUAUUGGAAGGCGACAAUCUAGAAAAAUUGUUUCCUCAUAUGAACUUCAAAAUUGGUAGCCUUAGAAUUGAAGGUAAAAGUGGUUUUGUGGUGCUAGCUGCUUUGGUCAUACUACCAACAACAUGGUUGAGAAGUUUGGGAGCUUUGGCUUAUGUUUCUCUUGGUGGGGUAAUGGUUUCUAUUGUUUUGAUUGGUUGUGUUGUGUGGGUGGGUGAAGUUGAUGGUGUUGGGUUUCAUGAAAGUGGCCAAUUAGUAAAUUGGGAGGGAUUGACUACUGCUGUGAGCCUUUUUGCAUUCUGUUACUGUGCACAUGGAGUGAUGCCCACAUUGAUAAACUCUAUGAACGAUAGAAGCCAGUUUGGCAAGGUUUUGAUUGUUUGCUUUGUAGCAAGCACUAUUAUCUAUGGAACCAUUGCUGUUUUAGGCUACGCAAUGUUUGGAGAUUAUUUGAUGUCUCAAAUAACCUUAAAUCUACCAUCAAAGAAAAUAAGUACUAAAUUAGCUAUUUAUAGCACAAUAAUCAAUCCUUUCACUAAGUAUGCUGUACUAAUCACCCCAAUAGCUAAUGCUAUUGAGGAAAAAUGGCUUCUCUGCAAAAGAAAGCCUAUUGCCAUUUUGGUUAGAACAACCAUUUUGGUCAGCACCGUGCUUAUGGCACUAUUCAUGCCGUUUUUCGGUUAUGUUAUGGCAUUUAUUGGUGCAUUUUUUAGCGUGACAAUCUCAUUGUUGUUCCCUUGCAUCUGUUACUUGAAGAUGAACAAAGCUGCUCGGCAAUUUGGGUUGGAGUUGAUCAUCAUAAUUGUAAUUCUCUUCGUAGGUAUAUUCAUUGGAAUAUUGGGUACCUAUCUUUCUGUGAGACACAUAGUGAAUCAUAUGAAGUUGUGUUCUUAAAACUUCUAUGAAACUAGUUCAACAGCUCUACUAAUUAUGUAUGGGUACCAGAUGUGAUAUAUAUUAACAUGCAUCGGGGAUGUAUUUGCAUAUAUACAUUCCUAGUUAAUUUACAUU
Molecule: messenger RNA, 1464 nt
Organism: Glycine soja
Lineage: Eukaryota; Viridiplantae; Streptophyta; Magnoliopsida; Fabales; Fabaceae
Product: amino acid transporter AVT1I-like
Exons: 3
Coding region: 124-1347 (407 amino acids)
Cellular component (GO): plasma membrane
Source: RefSeq, a predicted model, not a curated record